UGGGCGAGCGGUAGAUCUUCCUGUUCUUUCUGACGCCUAUUCGACCAUCAUGGGUAGAUUUCACGAAUAUCAGGUGGUUGGCAGAAAGCUCCCCAGUCCAAAGGAUCAAAUUCCCCAACUUUACCGCAUGCGCAUAUUUGCACCCAACGAAGUAAUUGCAAAAAGUCGUUUUUGGUAUUUCCUGAAGAAACUUAAAAAAGUUAAGAAAGCUGCAGGCGAGAUCGUAUCGAUCAACGAGAUCUUUGAAAAGAGACCAUUACAAAUUAAAAAUUUCGGGAUCUGGUUGCGAUAUGAUUCUCGGUCUGGCACACACAAUAUGUACAAGGAAUACAGGGAAUUAUCGAGGACCGAUGCCGUUGAGGCUGCAUAUCAAGAUAUGGCUGCACGUCAUAGGGCUCGUUUCUCAUCAAUUCAAAUCAUUCGCGUUGCAACAGUAACAGCAGCAAAUGUGAGACGCCCAUACAUUAAACAACUUUUAGAUCCCAAUCUCAAAUUUCCUCUACCUCACCGUGUCAUUCGUGGUAGCAGAUCUACCUUCUUAGCAAAGCGUCCUUCAACCCAUGCUUAA
Molecule: messenger RNA, 568 nt
Organism: Paraglomus brasilianum
Lineage: Eukaryota; Fungi; Glomeromycota; Glomeromycetes; Paraglomerales; Paraglomeraceae
Source: the annotation of a GenBank genome assembly